CUCCCUCUGACUCACUAAAAACCCUCCCUUUUCCAAGUAGCAACAGGCAAAGCUGAGGCAGGGAGGGGAGGGAAAAGAGAGAAUAACUUUCAGACUUCACACCCUGAUCUGAGACUGAAAGAGACGAGUUAGUUGCAGCUGCGCCCAGGGAGGUAAAAGGAACUGAGACCAGCGCUUAAAUAUUGUUAUGUUCCACAUUUGCUGUGUGCUGCCACUAUGCAACUAUCUCCACUGAGCAUCUGAGAACAGAGCAAACAACGGCUGCCAAUGUCCAGUCACUGAGGGACACUGCUGGUGAGAUUCACAUCUUUUUCCUCCCUGGGAGAGGCAAAUAUCACCAGACGUCCAGUGCCCAGUCUUCCACUUCGCUGCUGUGUUCAUUUUGGGCAAACCCGACCAUGGACCUGACCCUGUGGCAGUACCAGUUCCGCAUCAUCAUGCUGGGCGACUCGACGGUGGGCAAGUCGUCCAUGCUGAAGCGUUACACCGAGGACCUGUUCAUGGAGUGCCUCAACCAGACCGUCGGAGUGGACUUCUACGUGCACUUCCUGGAGGUGGAGCCCAAUGUGCGGGUCAAGCUGCAGUUUUGGGACACGGCAGGCCAGGAGAGGUUCAGGUCAGUAACACGGUCCUACUACCGUAACUCUGUGGGCGGACUGCUCGUCUUUGACUUGGGGAACCGGACCUCGUUUGAUCACAUCGAGGAAUGGCAUCAGGAGGUGCUGGAGCACGUGCAGCCUCACGCCGUGCUCUUUGUGUUGGUGGGCCACAAGAGCGACCGUGAGGAGGCCGCGGAGCGCACCGUCAGCAAAGAUGAGGCGGAGAAGCUCGCAGGCCGCUUGGGCGUGCCCUACGUGGAGGCAUCGUCCAAGACGGGCGAGAACGUGACAGCGGCCUUCGAGCUGCUGACGCGGCGCAUCUACCAAGGCCUGCUCAGUGGAGAGGUGCAAGUCCGAGACGGGUGGGACGGGGUCAAAAGCUCUGAACCUCGCCGGCCCUCACAGCUGUCUCCCACAGGGGAGUCCGCAAAAGAGGACAAGAAGUGCGCCUGCUAAGGUACGCAGCUGGCCACGGCAGAUAGACCCAAUCAAGGUGCAUCUCAAGGCUCUGUCAGUCAAAUGUUGAACUUGGCCAUCAUAUAAUAUGAACAACUUUAGACAGCAAAAUACUGUACUGUGGCAGAGCUUCAGAGCUCAAAACAGAGAAAGUAGGACGAUGCCUCGAUGACAUGCUUCACUUUGCAUAGAAGUCUUGUUGGUGACAAAAACAUCGACCUACAUCACAUUUGUGUUGACAUUUUUCCUUUUUGUUUAUUUAUGGAAAACAAAAAUCAAACACAGGUUAUACUGAAAACUUGUGAUACAAGGUCAAAAAAAAAAAAAAAUCAAUCAUCUAAAACAAACCCUCCCCACCCUACCCUAUCACCCCCUUACACACACACACACACACACACACACACACACACACA
Alosa sapidissima (American shad) is the source of this 1468-nucleotide messenger RNA. RefSeq names its product RAB42, member RAS oncogene family (gene rab42b). The coding region runs from base 399 to 1055 and encodes 218 amino acids. NCBI's taxonomy places the organism in Eukaryota, Metazoa, Chordata, Actinopteri, Clupeiformes, Clupeidae. The transcript is spliced from 2 exons. Gene Ontology annotation, cellular component: Golgi membrane. Gene Ontology annotation, molecular function: GTPase activity; GTP binding. The record is from RefSeq and is a predicted model, not a curated record.